Molecule: messenger RNA, 2169 nt
Organism: Tigriopus californicus
Lineage: Eukaryota; Metazoa; Arthropoda; Copepoda; Harpacticoida; Harpacticidae
Product: maltase 2-like
Biological process (GO): carbohydrate metabolic process
Source: RefSeq, a predicted model, not a curated record
GUCGUUUUCAUUCCAUAACGGAGGUCACAAACAUACGCAGAGUGCUGUGUCAAAAUGAAGUGCUCUUCGGGUGUUUGGGCUGGUCUGGCCUUUGGUGUCAUUUUUGUGGGUUCCAUCGCCCUGAUGGUGGGCGUGACUUAUAAUCAUCGGAUGGCGGCCAAGCGCAACUAUGAGUGGUGGGAGCGAUCAGUGAUUUAUCACAUCUUCACUCCUUCGUUCUAUGAUACAGAUGAUGAUGGAUUUGGGGACUUGAGAGGUAUUGGCGACAAAUUGGACUACAUUGUGGACUUAGGGGUGGACAGUGUGUUUCUGUCGGCCUUCUAUGAAUUCGGGGGUGUUGACAUGGGAUAUGAUGUGGUGAACCAUAUGGCAGUGGAUCCGAUAUUUGGAACGAAUAAGGAUUUGGAUGCACUCCUCCACAGUCUUGACGAAAAAGGUCUUAAACUGAUUGUGGACUUUGUGCCCAACCACACUUCGAAGAAGCAUGAAUGGUUCGAAAAGAGCAUUUCUUGGAAUAAUGAGGGACAAGGGAAGUACAAAGAUUAUUACAUCUGGCGGAAUGCCUCCAAUUGGGAGAGUCCUGGAGAAGAUCCCAAACCACCUAAUGCAUGGAUGACCAGCGUUCCCAACCUCCCUGCUUGGUCCUGGGAUGCUACUCGCAAGCAAUAUUACCUUCAUACUCUACUCCCCGACAUGCCAGACCUGAAUCUGGAUAAUGAAGACGUCAGAACCGAGAUUAAGGAGAUAUUCAAGUUCUGGCUGAGCAAAUCCCCCAUUUUCGGGGUCCGCAUUGGUGCAUUUAAUUUGCUUUUUGAGGAUGACUCCGACCAAACCACUGAAGUUAUCAAAUCCGACGUGGAAGCCACUUUGGAGUUUCUAGACGAAUUGAGGGACAUUGCCGAAGUCUUGGCCGAUGCGGAUGGUACAAAAAGAUUGUUCCUCGUGGAAAUGUUGCAAACGGAAAAUCUGAUGAAAUGGCAAGAGACUUAUCGGAAUGCCACUCUUGAGCGGGGAAAUGUGAUUCCAUUCAAUCUGGGUAUUCUCCCAUGGAAAAAUCCCAAUUUAUCAGGCGAUGAUGUUCACCAAUCAGUCCAAGAUUACAUAGCUGCCAUUCCUCAGGAAGAGGUGGAGAAACGGGCCAAUGCCUUGUUAUCCUGGGAAAUGGACAAUCAUGACAAAUUUGCCGUUGCUGACGAAGACUCGAGUCGUAUGCCUGAUUACCUAAAUGAAGUGGGCAUGAUGAUAACCAUGUUGCUCCCGGGGACGAUGAUGAUCUAUUAUGGAGAUGAAAUUGGCAUGUCCGAUAGCGAUGCCAUCACAUGUGAACAAACACAGGAUCCCUAUGCCAUCCCACCUUACGGUUCGGAGUGCAUUGAUUUCCCCCAGCGUUCCAGGGAUCCUGGACGAGCUCCCAUGCAGUGGAAAAAUGACACAUACGGUGGGUUUAGCGAUUCUGAACCUUGGCUGCCGCUUUCUUCAAAGUAUCUCGAUGUGAAUGUCGAAAUCGAAAUGGGAAAAGAAAAUUCCAAGCUCCAUUUCUUCAAGAAUCUUUUGAAGAUUAGACAAGAGGAUCCGAUUUAUCAUGGAGAAGUGUUUUAUCCCUACCACGAUAAGAACAUAUUUUCAUUUCUCAGAAUGGAAGAAGACACCAAAAUUGGCUUGUUGGUGGUUGUUAACAUCCACGAAUUCGAUGAUAUCGAAGUGGACAUCCAUUCAGUGAUGCCAGGAGUGCCCAAUGAAGGAACAGUCAGAUUAGUCACCUCGUCAGAUGUUGUCGAGGAAGCAAAUUACGAGAUGGGAUCAUCCAUUGAGUUGAACGAAAUUCUACUCAGCGCUUAUCAAGGAUUGGUUAUUGAAGUAGAUUUUAAUCCAAGUGAAGAGGAAGAACAUUAACUUAUAUCAAAUGGCAAGUGGUUGAUCAUAUAAUAGAUCAUCUACCUUCCUAUGCCUCUUUUGACUCUUCCUGCUGAGAAGGCUGGCUUUCUUGAACUUGCUUUAUUGUUGACUUUGUAGUUUUGAAAAAAACAUUCACUAAAUCAUUCAAAUUGGAAAAGUCUCAAAGUCAUUGUGUUGGAAUCAAGUUUUUGUAAAUAAUAAAGAAACCAAACCAAUGACAAUGAAAGGAACUCUAGCAUAAAAAUGGCUUUGGUUUGAUGAUAUUCAUUUCCA